Molecule: messenger RNA, 3804 nt
Organism: Centrocercus urophasianus (Greater sage-grouse)
Lineage: Eukaryota; Metazoa; Chordata; Aves; Galliformes; Phasianidae
Gene: HYCC1
Product: family with sequence similarity 126 member A
Exons: 12
Coding region: 428-1990 (520 amino acids)
Biological process (GO): protein localization to plasma membrane; phosphatidylinositol phosphate biosynthetic process
Cellular component (GO): plasma membrane
Source: RefSeq, a predicted model, not a curated record
GUUCAUUCACACACGCACACACAUCCUGUGGAUAAAUUCUCCAAAGGCUGGGCAGGUUUAAAAAAAUAGGAAAGCCAUCUAUUGUGAGAUUUUCUUCUUUAUUUGUUGAGAACAGCCUGCGUGUCUGUUGUCUGAUUUCAUUUAAGGCCAUCAUUUGAUAUUAAAACGUGAAGAAAAACUUUUGAGUGACUGAUACAGAAAAUUGAAGUCAUUUGAGUAGAUGAAUCUGUCUGUAGAUUUGCCAGAGAAUAUAUUUUCAUUGAUCUUGGCUUGCCCUCCACCAGCUUGGUGCAUAGCAACUUCUCCCUGCCUGUUACUGAAGCAGUAAGUUCCUGACACCAAAGGGUCUUCAUAGACAUUUGUAGAGACCUUUCCAAACAAGACUUGGCUUUUCUCAGGCAGAAGGUUUUGGAACGGAUGUUGGAAGAUGUUAGCUGUGGAUACUGGGCUUGUGGAGGAGUGGUUAUCGGAGUUCAAGACACUGCCAGAGGCAUCCAUAUCCAGCUAUGCUACAAACCUGAAAGACAAGAGUGCUCUGAUUUCAUCUCUUUACAGAGUAAUUCAGGAGCCACAAAGUGAACUUCUGGAGCCAGUCUGCCAUCAGCUCUUUGAGUUCUAUCGCAGCGGUGAGGAGCAAUUACUACGAUUCACGCUGCAGUUUCUGCCCGAACUGAUGUGGUGCUACCUUGCUGUCUCAGCCAGCAGAGAUUUGCAGAGCAGUGGAUGUAUAGAAGCCCUUCUUCUAGGAGUGUAUAACUUGGAGAUAGUUGACAAAGAGGGACACAGCAAAGUGCUGAGUUUCACUAUUCCAUCUUUGUCCAAACCUUCAGUAUAUCAUGAACCUUCCAGUAUUGGCUCCAUGGCUCUUACUGAAGGAGCUUUAUCCCAGCAUGGUUUGUCCAGGGUGGUGUACAGUGGACCUCAUCCUCAGAGGGAGAUGCUGACAGCACAGAACAGGUUUGAAGUGUUGACUUUCCUUCUGCUCUGCUACAAUGCUGCCUUAAGCUACAUGCCUGCAAUUUCUCUUCAGUCAUUGUGUCAAAUUUGCUCAAGAAUCUGUGUCUGCGGGUAUCCUCGCCAACAAGUGAGAAAGUAUAAGGGAGUAAACAGCAGGAUUCCAGUUUCAUCUGAAUUCAUGGUGCAAAUGCUAACAGGGAUUUAUUAUGCCUUUUAUAAUGGAGAAUGGGAUCUGGCUCGUAAAGCUAUGGAUGACAUUUUGUAUAGAGCACAGCUGGAACUGUAUCCAGAACCUCUGCUGGUUGCUAAUGCAAUAAAAGCUUCACUGCCUCAGGGUGCCAUGAAGUCUAGUAAAGAAGGUACAAAAUGCAUUCAGGUUGAAAUUACACCUACUUCAUCCAGGAUAUCAAGAAAUGCUGUGACUAGUAUGUCUAUCCGAGGGCACAGAUGGAAAAGACAUGAACAAGCAGAGAAUGGAAAUACAGAUUUAGGAAUUGAAGAAGAACUGAUAGAAGUAUCUGAAACUGAUGAAGGGUUUUACUCUAGGGCUGCUUCUAGCACAAGUCAGUCUGCUUUAUCUAAUAGCAGCAACACGAGCAGUAAGAACCUUUUAGGGAAGAGCCAACGAAGAUCUGGAGGAAGCAAAGCUGCAGGAAGAGAAAAAGAAGGAGAAACCUGUAGAGAACACUUGUCACGAAAGCAAACUCAGAGAGCCCUGAGUGAGAACCUAGAGCUUGUCUCUUUGAAGAGACUGACACUGACAACAAGCCAGUCCCUGCCUAAGCCUGGUAGCCAUAGUUUGGCCAGAACUACCACGACUGUGUUUAGUAAAUCCUUUGAACAGGUCAGUGGUGUCACAGUUGUGAAUAAUCGUGGAGGCGUAUCUGGUACAGAGGCAAACAGGUUCUCAGCUUGCAGUCUCCAGGAGGAAAAACUUAUCUAUGGAACGGAAAGAACAGACCUCCCAGCAUUAAGCAAACAACCUAAUCAACAGCGACCUCCUAGUAUUAGCAUAACUUUGUCAACAGAUUGAUAUCAUUACAUUGGCAAAAUGAAAUAUGGGGUUUUAUGCAGAUAUUGGUACUGUACCUUAAGCUCCUAGUAUGUCCUGUGUUACUUUCUUAAAUCUCAAACCUGUAAAUUCUUAUUCUGCUCACGUUUGACAGUAGUGGUAAAUAGAGUUCUAAUUAUUCUGCGUCAGCUUCUAAUAGGUUGGAAAGUUCCUCUCUGACAUCCUGCAUUUAUCCUCCAAUUCUUUAUGACUUCAUGCAGUUUGCAUCUUUACCAAAUUAACAAAUAUUGUUUUAGCUACUGACCAAGAUGUCUGGCUUUUUACAGAUGCACUAUGUAGGGACAGAGAGAUCCUCUAUCCCAGAUUCUACUACUCACUACUACUUAGCAUACAUAAAACUGCAAGUAUCUCUUUUAAGAGGAGCCUUGCAGCAUGAGUAUAACAUUUUGGAAUGGCACUGUAAGAAUAUAAGUGCUCUUCUGUGAGUUAUGAGGAAGGUAUACUUACAUGUGAGGUUAAAACUAGAAGCAUCAGUUAGUGUUUGAUGUUAUGGUGGUUUUUGUCAGUAUACACUGCAGUGUUCAUAUUUCUGUACGCCUACAAGUAUCUGAGGUAAAGAUGCAUUUUGUUUUAUAUAUGAAUCUUUGAAACUGGGCCAAAUGUCACGUGGUAGCAGUACUUGUGGAUGGCAGUUCUUAUCACCGACUCUAAUAGUCACUUUUCAGACAAGUGUGACUGACUCUAUUCCUUUCAGUUUCUCAAAUGUUGGGCACAAAACUUCUCAUGGAAAAGUUGCUGUCACUGGUAUUUGCAUUAUUUAUGAGGAGGAAGCGAUGUGCUUAUGUAGAGGUAUCGUGUGGAAAAUAAGGUAUGAACCCUUUGCACUGAACCAAACAAUUCAGGAGUGUAACUGCAUUUACCGUGAACUUGUUACUUGAGACUAAUAGUACCAAAGGAUGUGUACUUUCAGAAACUUGCAAGCACAAAGGGAAAUUACAAUGUAAAUAUAACUAGCAAUGUAACUGCUAGUGUUUUGUAUCUGUUAUUUUUCUAGUUAGAAAUCGUUGAAGUGUAACACGUUCUAAGUUACCUGACCUGUGUGGUGACCUUGUUUGAUACCAAUUUUUAUAAGCUUCAGGCUUUAAUUAAAAACAAACAUUAAAAUGGUUUACGUGGAAAUUUGGAGAAGCAAAAAAUCAGUGGCAGUGAUGAUCUGAUAGACAGCAAAUCCUGGUGCGUGGUGUGGAAUCGGGGUGAGGAUCUAAUGGCUGCUAAUUCCCAGCAGUCCUGAUUUCUGCAGCUAGUGAUCCUUUGUGUCAAGGACGUAGAAAGACCUCGGAACAGACCCGAGCACUAACAUUAACGUUCUGGUAGACUUUCUGAUCUGCCUAGAGAUGAAUGUCUGUGUCCCUUUUUAACUUAAACUGAAGCACAAGUAACAUUUAAGCAGCUAAUGUUAUUCAGGUUUGUAGUUGAUUAAUUAAGAGAUGAGAAGACGUAACUGAUAGGCGGUUAGUCGUAUCAUUCUACUUCUAAGACAGCAAACUUGUCGUGCACAUUUCAUAAUAUUCCUUCAACUUGUUGAAGUAGCUGCAGCAGUCCAUGGGUGUUUGUCUUCAGCUGAGUCUGAGUGUAAAUGAAUGUACCAUGCUUUCUCAUGUUCUUCAGUUGGUUGAAUGACACUGUUUUGUUUUUGCAUUGUAGUAUUUCACCUUCUCACAGUGAAAUGUCUUUUGAAUUGUACAUGAAAAUUUACAUUCCUAUUGUACAAACUAUCAACUUGUUUAGUGUUUAAUACUUUGGCCAGUAAAAUAAACUGGUAGUUUUUGAAAUUA